Molecule: messenger RNA, 2394 nt
Organism: Porites evermanni
Lineage: Eukaryota; Metazoa; Cnidaria; Anthozoa; Scleractinia; Poritidae
Source: the annotation of a GenBank genome assembly
AUGGCUUCCCCUCUAGGUCUUUCUAGGCCAGUAGACAAGACUUUAGAGGACAAAAUACUCUGGGGUGAGUACAUUGACUUUGCGUUACUUUUGCCCGAUACGUUAUACCAGUCCCAGACCCCUGAAAUUCAGCUCCGUUUGGACGACUCGUUCUCAGGCCCCACGGGUUGGUUGGAAAGAAAAAACGAGUAAUUAAUACCUUCCCCAAGUGGCUCGACGCUUACAUGACCUACAUGUUAGUACUUGUGAAUGCCUACCCACGACGGGCACUCGAGCUUAUCAAAUACCAGCAAAUUAUUAGCAGAGCAGUCGCUAAAUUUAAGGGUUUGGCCUGGCUAUCGUACGACCAGCUGUUCUGUCGCCGGGCGGCCUAUGACUUGUCCCUGAGCUGGGAUAAGUUAGACUUUGAGCUAUGGACAGUGACUUUAGCAGGCCUCGCUAAGCCCCACUGCAAUGUUUGCUCGAGUCCUUAUCACGCUGAGGAUGUCUGUCCUUUUGCUGACCUUAACAGAAAAUCUCGCCGCCCCCGGACUGUGUGCUUCGACUUCAACAAGUCCUCUGGCUGCCGGCGCCGAAAUUGCAGCUACCCCCACGUGUGCCGCCGCUGCUAUUCCAGCACCCACACCGCCCCGGAAUGCACCCAGUCACAGCCCAGCAGCGCCAACAAGGCCCCAAGACCGAGCGACCGCAGCAAGAAGUAAAGUGGAGCAGCAACGGCAUAAUCACAUGCCUUUAGUAUCCGCGCCUAUUAACAUUUAUCAUUUAGAGUUAGAAUUAGCUACUCAUCCUGAUAGAACCUUUGUAUAUAAUCUGCUCAGUACACUCAAGGAGGGCGUUCGCAUUGGCUAUACAGGGCCGCGUUCAGACCGGGUCUCCCCGAACCUCAUUUCGGCAGCACGGCACCCUGAAGAAGUUUCUUUGAAUUUGCAGAAGGAAAUAGAGGUUUUAUAUAGAAAAGAUAAGUCGUUUAAGGAACAGAUGACAUAAUUUUUAUUCAUUAUUAUUAUUUUUUGGCCAACAAUAGCUGAAUAACCACACAACAGCUCAAUAACUCAAUAAAUGAGUCUCUCAAUUACCACUGGAAUAUUUCAAAAUGCUUGGAAACGAGCUAGAGUUUCGCCAAUAUUUAAAGAGGACCUCAGGACUGAUCCUAACAAUUACUGAUCUAUCUUAGUUCUGCCUGUAGUGAGUUAAUAAAUUGAAAGAGUUGUUUUUAACUAACUAUAUGAAUAUCUAAAUAAUAAUUACUUGUUAACUUUAUCACAAUCUGUCUUCAAAGCAAUGUUUUCUACCGAAACAGUUUUACUUAAGGUAACAAAUGAAUGGCCAUGGAAUGUUGACAACAAUCUUUUAAAUGGUGUGAUAUUCCUGGACACCUGGAUCAUGCUAUUCUGCUAGGAAAGCUUAAAACUCUAUGGGGUCAGUUCUCAAUCUCUUACCUGGUUCCGGUCCUACCUAUCUGACCGAACGCAACGAACCGUUAUUGAUGGAGCUCAAUCUGAUUUCUGUAAUAUAACAUGUGGUAUUCCACAGGGCUCUAUCUUAGGCCCUCUUUUAUUUACUAUUUAUAUUAAUGAUCCCCCUUCAUUUAAUUUGUUUUCAAAGGCAAGAAUGUAUGCAGAUGAUACUACCCUUACCUCAUCUGCAGGAGACCCAUGUGUCCUUGAACAUAAAAUAAAUUAUGAUUUGAAUUUAAUUCAGUCAUGGCUGUCAUGUAGCAAACAAAUUAACUAUGAAUGUUAAGAAGACUAAAUACAUUCUUAUAGGGAGUCAAUUUCAGUUAUCCCAAAUAAAUAGUGACUUCACAGUCAAAGUCAAUAAUACACCGUUAGAAAGAGUAAUAAAUCACUUGGAGUUCAAAUUGAUGAAUCUUUGAACUGGCGCCCACACAUUAACACCAUUUCAAAGAAAAUAUCCCCUGGUAUUGCUACUUUAAAGCGUGUAAGUCAUUUUAUACCAUUUGAUACUAGAGUGAGUAUGUACAAUGCACUGGUAAUGCCAUAUUUUAAUUACUGUUGUAGCGCUGUAUGGGGUAAUAUCAAUAAGAGACUAGCAGACAAACUUCAAAAGAUGCGUAAUAAGGCUGCUAGAAUUCUCACCUUUUCUAACUUCGUAUGAGGUUCGCUCGAGUGUUUUGUUGCAUGAACUUGGUUGGGAAAGGCUAGAAUAUGUAAGACUUUAACAGUUGGCUCUGACAAUGUAUAAAAUCCGUAAUGACCUUCCCCCCCCCGUAUCUGAGGCCGAUCUUUACCAACACCUCAAAUGUGCACUUAUAUAAUCUUAUAGAAAUUCUCGCCAGACCCAGAACUGAGUCUGCAAAAGGGAGCCUACCCUACAGAGGAUCUGUUCUGUGGAACAAGAUUCCCUCAGAGAUUAGAAAUGUGCCUAGUUUAA